Messenger RNA from Thunnus maccoyii (southern bluefin tuna), 2376 nucleotides. Its product is annotated as EF-hand and coiled-coil domain-containing protein 1. The record is from RefSeq and is a predicted model, not a curated record. The transcript has 9 exons. Lineage: Eukaryota; Metazoa; Chordata; Actinopteri; Scombriformes; Scombridae. Bases 275 to 2185 code for a protein of 636 amino acids.
ACACACACACACACACACACACACACAUGCGGUUGGAGUGUGUGCACAAAAAGGGUGGAGUCGGUGGAUUGGGACUUUUUUUCACCCGAGGGGAUCAGAUCUAGACUUGAUGCGCCGGAAAGGAAUCUAAGGUGAGGUUACCAGAGAAUUACGCUGCAGCCCAGCGGAAAGCGUUUCAGUUUAAUUCAAGAUUGAAACCAUAUCCGGUGCUAAUUCCUGUGACCAGAUUUUUAUUUGGUAACAUCUAGAGGAGAAAGUCCAUUUAUGUACAGUCAUGGAGCGCGCCGCAUCGGCUCUGCAGUGCGUCCAGCCUUCGCCGCGAGCAGCGCGUAAAAGCGAGUGGCUACGGAGCGCACUGGCCCAUCACCACUGCCCCGAUCCCGGCGUGGAAAACGAAAUCGUCGUCUUGGCCACUGGAAUAGACCAAUACCUGCAGGAGGUCUUCCACCACCUUGCUUACACCAACCGGGACGAUACAGUGUCGGCGGAGGAUUUCACUGCGCUCUGCGCCGUGCUGGGGCUCACCGGAGCCGAGAAAGGAAAGAGGACUGUGGAUGGAGAAACUGGAGAUGUAGAGAAAGAUGAAGAGGACGAAGAGUUUAGGGAUGUAUGUUCUGGGUUGCCCUGCCAGCUGUCCUUUAAAGACUUCCACUCGCGUCUGUGUGGGUAUUUCCGUGUGCGCAGUACACGCAAAGGCACCGGGGACUGUGCCUGGCGACUGCCCGUUACAGAGGACACGGAGCUGGUGGAGCGACAGAUCCGGCUCCGGUGGCCGCGAGUCAGGCGGAGAAAAUGUGUCAGUUUUGAUCUUACGAGGGAUCAGAAUGGACCAGUUCACAGAUUUAUUAAAAGUCGAACCACAGAAGACCGUGAGUCAGAGGAGGCAGCAGCUCUGAGGGAGUUGGUGGAGGACCUCCGCUCGGCGCUGCAGGGGAGCGAUGCUCGCUGCCUGGCCCUGGAGGUGGCCCUUCGACGGGAGAGGAGCCGCACCCUCCCCUCUCCCUCCGGUUUUAAAUCCACUGUUUCAACUCCUACAACUUCCAUCACCCUCGUACAGGGAAAACUGGUGCCAACUCUCAGAAUUAAAGGACAGCUGAGUGCUGCUGGAGGAGACGGGGUGAGGAGGUUGGUGAGGAGACGGGAUAUGAGAGACCCCCUUUUAAGGGAGCUGAAGCUGAUCCGCUCCUCACGUGAUGGGCAGCUGGAGGAGGCCAUCAAAUUUAAUGAACGUCUAGAGGAGGAGGUGCGAUGGGCAUACCAGGAGGUUCGCAAGCUGCAGGGGGUGGAGUCUGCACUGAGGAAGGAGAACGCUCAGAUCAGGAGGCGAGCGGAGGAGGCCAGGGAGGCUCUGAGCUUGGGGCUUCAGAGGGUUCGGAUGAUCCAGGAACAGGCCCAGUCUGUGCCGCAGCUCCAGUCCAGGAUCACCCAGCUGGAGACUGAGCUGCACCAGUACAGAUCCCUCUGCACCUGCAUCCCUGAUCCUGCCCGUCAACAUACUUACUCAGUCGGAGAAGAGACCUGCAGCAAGACAGAUGCAGAGUGUCUGCAGAGAGCAGUGGAGGGGAGAGCUGCUUCUGAUGAAGAGGAGGAUGACAGGGGGAUGAAGGAGGAAGGACAGUGCUGCCUGUUGGAGGUGAAGAAGCACAUCAGCCGACUGCACAGCUGUGGCAAAGGAUGUCAGAAGCACGUAGUCCAUCAGCUGCUCUCUCAGAGCCGCCUGCAUGACAAAAACCUCAUCAGCACUUCUAAGGACAGCAGGGAGCACUGCAGCUGGAAGGAACCAAACCAACAGCAUCCAGAAGGCUGCAGAAGCUGUGAAGAGGAGAAGAGGACAGAGGAAGAGGAGGACAAGACAAGGCUGGAGGAGAAAGAAAAGACCCAUCUGUCUUUACUGGAGGAAAAACUCAGAGACACUCUGACAUUGCUGCUGCAGCUACGCAACAAGAACGUGUCCCGCAGGGUGCUGGGGAAGAUUGUGAUGGACACUCUGGAUGUGUACAGUAGGAGUGGAGAUGCUCCAUCUCAGGUCCUGCAGGUAGCCGACGCCCUGUGCAUGCGCUUAUCCUCCAGUGAUCUCCUGGCAGACGAGGAGGAUGAUGGAGGGGGAGAGAGAGGAGGGAACCUCCUGGUUCCACCUUCAGGGUGUCAAACCAGCGGUGUCAACCCUCUGCUCAUCUCCUGUUAACUAAGCUACUACUGUGGUACCUACAGUAUCUAUAAUGGUACGGAACAAGUGCUGAAGUGCUCUUUUCUCUGUUUCUCCAUUUAUCUCUUUAGCUAUUUUUGCACCCAUAGAAGUUCUACAGUUCUAUAUCCCAGAUUUUGAAAUUGGUUAAAUGUAUUUAAACGUAAAUUUUAUAUUCUUUAAUGUACUAG